Molecule: messenger RNA, 1932 nt
Organism: Cryptococcus wingfieldii CBS 7118
Lineage: Eukaryota; Fungi; Basidiomycota; Tremellomycetes; Tremellales; Cryptococcaceae
Product: NCS2 family nucleobase:cation symporter-2
Exons: 7
Coding region: 1-1932 (643 amino acids)
Biological process (GO): transmembrane transport; xanthine transport
Cellular component (GO): fungal-type vacuole; membrane
Molecular function (GO): xanthine transmembrane transporter activity
Source: RefSeq, a predicted model, not a curated record
AUGUCCAACAUCGAACCAGAGUCCUCCUUCGACAAGAGCAAGGGCAUCACCUCCGGUGUCCAGGUCCUCCCCUCCUAUGAAGACGCCGACGACCAGGUCCUCGGGCCCCUCCCCACGUCCAGGAAGAACAAGGCCAAGCAGGUCCUCAAGAGUCUUGUCACCAAAGAUGGGUGGUUGGGUGAUUAUGACUACGCAGCGUUGAUGAUCCCCUACAUUCCCUUUGUCACCAAAAAGCAAAACAAAGAACUGCCGUUCUACACUGUCAACGAGCGUCUACCGCACUUGCUUCUUUUCAUCCUCGGACUGCAACACGCACUGGCAAUGGUCGGUGGUCUCGUCACUCCCCCGCUGCUCCUCGCCGGUCCCGCUGGUGCCAACCUCGGUACUGAAUCCCAACUAUACUUGGUCUCCGCGUGUCUUAUCUGGUGCGGCGUCGGUACCGCGAUCCAGGUCAGUCGAUGGAAGAUCCCCAAGACGGGGUACUUUUUUGGUACAGGUCUGAUCAGUGUUACCGGAACAUCAUUCGCUUUCGCCAACAUCGCCCUCGCCUGGCUCUCCCAAGCCUACGCCGACGGCACAUGCUCCUACGACACUGACGGCGUCACUAAACUCCCCUGCCCCGAAGAAUUCGGUGCCAUCCUCGGUACCGCCACCCUCACCGGCAUCUUCGCCAUUGCCCUCUCCUUCGUCCCUCCCCGCGCCAUCCGGAAAGCAUUCCCACCGCUCAUCACGGGUACCAUGUUGAUGUUUAUCGGCGCCUCCCUCAUUAAGAGCGGUGUGAACAACUGGGCGGGAGGCUCGGGGGUGACUUGUGCGACUGAUCAUACUGUCAAGUGUACUGCCGGUACCCGGGAAGAGUACUGGGGGUCUGCGACUUUUAUCGGCCUCGGUUUCUCCUGUUUCGCAGUCAUCAUCGUCUGUGAACUCUUCGGAUCAGCAUUCAUGAAAUCCGCCUCUGUCUUUUUCGGGUUGAUCAUCGGUAUGAUCAUUGCGGCAGCUACGGGCUUUUUCGACAAGGAGACGAUCACGAGUGCGCCAGCGGGCAACUUUUUGUGGGUGCAGACGUGGCAUCUGAGUUUGAGAGGGCAGUUGGUUUUGCCGAUGAUAGCUGCCUGGGCAGUCAUCGUCGCUGAGACUAUCGGUAACGUUACCGCCUCUUCCGACGUGUCUCGAAUGCCAAUCAGCGGCGGCGAAUUUGAAUCCCGUAUCCAAGGCGGUGUCCUCGCCGACGCCGUCAUGGCCACCGUCGCCGGCCUCGCCACCGUCCCCCCCUUAACCACCUUCUCCCAAAACUCCGGCGUCAUCGCCCUCACCCGCAACGCCUCCCGCUCCUCCGGCUACAUGUGCGCCUUCAUCCUCUUCCUCAUGGGCAUCAUCGGUAAAUUCGGAGCCAUAUUCUGCGCCGCGCCGGCGAGUGUCAUUGGGGGUUUUACGACCUUCUUGUUUGGGGCGGUGGCGACGAGUGGGGUGAGGGUGUUGGCUUAUGCGAGGUGGACGAGGAGGGACCGGUUCAUUGCGACGGUGGGGAUGGGGUUGGGGAUGGCGAGUCUUUGUGUGCCCGAUUGGUUCUCUUACUUUUUCACCUACACUGGCGAUAAUGCCGGCAAAGCCGGCCUCAUCCAAGCCGUCAUCCUAAUAGUAGAAGAACCCUACCUCAUCUCCGCCCUCGUCAUGAUCAUCCUCAACCUCUGUAUCGCCGAUGAGCUGCCGGAGGAGGUGGCAAAGGAAGAAGAAGGGACGACGACGAGUAGCGAGGAGGAGAAGAGGGAGUGGAAUGAGCCGAAUGUGAGGAGGACGGAGAGUAGGGUUGUUAGGGAAGAGGCGGGGCCGAGUGGGAGUGGGAGUGGGAGUGGGAGUGGGUCGGGUAGUGGGUCGAGCAGUGGGUCAGGGUCGAGGAGGGAGCCGGAGGCAGAGUUUAUCGAGAUGCGGUAA